This is a messenger RNA of Medicago truncatula (barrel medic), 807 nucleotides long. Its product is annotated as LOB domain-containing protein 2. Bases 1 to 807 code for a protein of 268 amino acids. The transcript has a single exon. Lineage: Eukaryota; Viridiplantae; Streptophyta; Magnoliopsida; Fabales; Fabaceae. The record is from RefSeq and is a predicted model, not a curated record.
AUGAUAAACAAAACAGCAUGUGCUCCUUGUAGACACCAAAAGAAAAAGUGCAUGAAAGAUUGCUUCCUUGCUCCUUAUUAUCCAACGAAGAAGAAACAAGAAUACGACCUUGUUCACAAAGUUUUUGGUUACAAAAAGUUGGAAAAAAUGCUCAGAAACCUUGAUGAACAAGGAAGAAAAAAAGCCAUCGAGUCUUUUGAUUGGGAAGCAAAGAUGUGGAAACAAGACCCAAUCAAUGGUCCACUUGGUGCAUUCACUGAAGCUCAGAAUGAAAUAGCACGACUACAAAACCUACUCCAACAACAGCAAGACCAAACUGUUCCAUCUUCUGACCCCAAAUUUAUGGGUCUUGCCCAAAAUUCAUUCUCUUACAAUAGUGAUGCUGUACCUGUUUCAAGCAAUGGAAAUUGGUCUUCUUUUGAGGCCCCUUUUGUGGCUAACAACAAUGUUGUACAUAAUCCCUAUUUUGAAUAUCCUUAUGGAGGAAAUAGCUUUGGAAGUAUAGGUGCUUUGCAAAACGAGGAAACAAAUUUAUUGAACUGUGUUGUUGCUGGUCCUAAUGUUUGGCAACCUUCACAACCCAAUUAUUUGCAAAGUCUUGCAAGUAGUUCUGGGACUAAAGUGACUGUGGAUCAUAAUAUUAUUACCAAUCAACAUAUGGGAAUGCAAGGAGAAGGUCAGCAGCAUUCUAAGUAUUAUUCUUUUGGAAACUGUAAGGAAUUCUUUUCACUGCUUUUGUCUCUUGUUGGAAUUGAUAUUUGUGCACCAUUUUCUUUGGCAUCUUUUUUGUUGAAUAUAAAGUGUUGA